AUGUGCAGUGGUUAUUAUUAUUCACCAAAAUAUGAAGAUGAUAAAUUUGAAUAUAGACAUGUUCAUAUACCAAAAAACUUAGCAAGACGAGUUCCUACGACACGUUUAAUGACAGAAUCAGAAUGGAUUAGUCUAGGUAUAAAGCAAUCAUCAGGAUGGGUACAUUAUAUGAUUCAUGAUCCAGAACGUCAUGUUUUACUUUUUCGAAGAGCUAAAUCAUUGUCAUCAUCUAAUGGUAAUGUUGAAAAUCAAAACAGGCCUGGAAAUAGCACAGUUGGUAUUCGUGGUUAG
Molecule: messenger RNA, 291 nt
Organism: Strongyloides ratti
Lineage: Eukaryota; Metazoa; Nematoda; Chromadorea; Rhabditida; Strongyloididae
Product: Cyclin-dependent kinases regulatory subunit
Exons: 2
Coding region: 1-291 (96 amino acids)
Biological process (GO): regulation of mitotic cell cycle
Cellular component (GO): SCF ubiquitin ligase complex; cyclin-dependent protein kinase holoenzyme complex
Molecular function (GO): protein kinase binding; histone binding; cyclin-dependent protein serine/threonine kinase activator activity
Source: RefSeq, a predicted model, not a curated record